Perognathus longimembris pacificus (Pacific pocket mouse) is the source of this 1198-nucleotide messenger RNA. It is a transcript of the gene Rnf144a, whose product is annotated as ring finger protein 144A. Gene Ontology annotation, molecular function: ubiquitin protein ligase activity; ubiquitin conjugating enzyme binding; zinc ion binding. Lineage: Eukaryota; Metazoa; Chordata; Mammalia; Rodentia; Heteromyidae. The coding region runs from base 277 to 1155 and encodes 292 amino acids. The record is from RefSeq and is a predicted model, not a curated record. The transcript has 9 exons. Gene Ontology annotation, biological process: ubiquitin-dependent protein catabolic process; protein polyubiquitination; positive regulation of proteasomal ubiquitin-dependent protein catabolic process. Gene Ontology annotation, cellular component: ubiquitin ligase complex; Golgi apparatus; cytoplasm.
CCCCGGCUCCCGCGGGCGGCGCCAGGCGGAGCCGUCGGAGCUGCGCGCCGGCCGGGACCGCGCGGCCAGGUCCUUCCCUCCUUGCUGAGUCGGAUGCUCCCCGGGGCUCCCCCUUCCUGGAGGGACACCUGGCUCCAGACACUUUCUUCUCCUCCCCAUGUGGGCUCCUGAAGGGAGGGAAGAGCCAGCUGUGUGCAAGUAAUCACAGUGGGACCCCACGCCCGGCUGGAAGACACCCGUCCGUUUUCCUCCACACCGCUCACAGGCUGCUCUGCGAUGACCACAGCAAGGUACCGGCCCACCUGGGACCUGGCCCUCGACCCGCUGGUGUCCUGCAAGCUGUGCCUCGGGGAGUACCCAGUGGAGCAGAUGACCACCAUCGCGCAGUGCCAGUGCAUCUUCUGCACCCUGUGCCUGAAACAGUACGUUGAGCUGUUGAUCAAAGAAGGACUGGAAACGGCGAUUAGCUGCCCUGAUGCUGCCUGCCCGAAACAGGGUCACCUUCAGGAAAACGAGAUUGAGUGCAUGGUCGCAGCUGAAAUUAUGCAAAGAUAUCGAAAGCUGCAAUUCGAAAGAGAGGUGCUCUUCGACCCCUGCAGGAUGUGGUGCCCGGUGCCCACCUGCCAGGCCGUGUGCCAGCUGCAGGACCUGGGGCUCCAGACCCCGCAGCAGGUGCAGUGCAAAGCCUGCAGCGCCGAGUUCUGCUCCGUCUGCAAAGCCAGCUGGCACCCUGGCCAAGGCUGCUCUGAGACCAUGCCCAUCACCUUCCUGCCCGGGGAAACCAGCGCUGCCUUCAAGAUGGAAGAGCCCGACGCGCCCAUCAAGCGGUGCCCCAAGUGCAAGGUGUACAUCGAGCGGGAUGAGGGCUGCGCGCAGAUGAUGUGCAAGAACUGCAAGCACGCCUUCUGCUGGUACUGCCUGGAGUCGCUGGACGACGACUUCCUCCUGAUCCAUUAUGACAAGGGGCCCUGCCGGAACAAGCUGGGCCACUCCCGGGCGUCUGUGAUCUGGCAUCGGACGCAGGUGGUGGGGAUUUUCGCUGGAUUUGGGCUCCUGCUCCUGGUGGCCUCUCCCUUCCUGCUCCUGGCCACCCCGUUCGUCCUUUGCUGCAAGUGCAAGUGCAGCAAAGGCGACGACGACCCGCUGCCCACUUAGACGCCGCGGCCCCCGCCCCGCGUGGAGAAGCGCGGCCCCCCCC